Molecule: messenger RNA, 2577 nt
Organism: Topomyia yanbarensis
Lineage: Eukaryota; Metazoa; Arthropoda; Insecta; Diptera; Culicidae
Exons: 2
Coding region: 1-2577 (858 amino acids)
Molecular function (GO): nucleic acid binding; zinc ion binding
Source: RefSeq, a predicted model, not a curated record
AUGCCGCUGAAGCGAACACCCAUCAAGCACCAAGAGUCCACGUCAUCUGCAGGAAGCAAUCCGCCUGCUGCAACACCGAUUACCAGUAAUUCACCUUCAACUAGCGUUAAGAAGAUCAAGAAAGCGCAACGAUUGAUCAUGGAACAGGUAGAAGCAUUCGUCCACCAGCGUGGGCUGGCAAAAGGUAAGCUAACUAGAAUUUUAAACAUAUUGCAUGAAAACGAUGAGCUGCCAUCUUCUCAACUGCGAGUCUAUGCAAAGAAGAUAGACUCGGCGCACAAAGAAUACCACGACAUACAGGAGAAGAUGCUUCCUCUAAUUCCAUCCUCAAGUAGAGAAGAGCAUGAUGCACAUUUUUUGAUAUUUGAUGAGCUCCACGAUCAAGUACUAAUGGCUUUGGAAGACCAUAUGGAGCGUUUAAGUGUUGCUCCAGUAGGUUCCAACCCAAACGUAGCCGCUCCGCUUCGGAACCCAGUGAUGGUUCAGCAACCGUUGAAGGUACCGAUUCCGACUUUCGACGGUAAGUACGAAAACUGGUCAAAGUUCAAAGUCGUGUUCAGAGACCUGGUAGAUAACACAGCCGACCCUCCCGCCAUUAAGCUUUACCACCUAGACAAGGCCCUGGUGGGCAGUGCCGCUGGAAUUAUUGAUGCCAAGACGAUCAACGAUGGCAAUUACAAGCAUGCCUGGGAGAUACUGCAGGAACGGUAUGAGAACCUACGACACAUGGUAGGAACUCAUAUCCAUGGCCUCUUCAGUCUCAGAAAAAUGGCAAAUGAAAACGGUAAAGAGUUAAGAGCACUAGUGGACGAGUGCUCGAGGCAUGUUGAAAACUUGAAAUUCCUCAAUCAAGAAUUCACUGGCAUAUCGGAGCAGUUCGUUGUGCACCUGCUCUCCGAAGCCCUAGAUAAGGAAACAAGAAGACGAUGGGAGACUACCAUCAAGCAUGGAGAGCUUCCAUCAUACGAUGCAACUAUCAAGUUUCUGAAGGAGCAGUGUUUCAUCUUGGAGAGAUGUGAAACCUCCAAUUCAAAGGAGAACCAACCAGCAAAGAAGUCUGUUAAGAGUACUGGUCAGCACUCACUGGUUGCCACGUCCGCCAGCGAGUCAAAGUUCAAGUGCGAGUUCUGCGGUGAUUCCCAGCACAAAGGGUUCAGGUGUCCCCAGUUUUUAGCCAUGUCCGUUCCCCAGCGACUCGCGAAGGUGCGAGAAAGGAACGUUUGCUUCAACUGUCUUAGGAAGGGACAUCGCGGAUCAGACUGUCCUUCCAAUGGAACGUGCGUUAAGUGUCAGCGUAAGCACCAUAGCCUAUUGCAUGCGGACAGUCAGCCUUUUAAAGCAGCGGAAAUUCCCGACGAAACGAAGUCAUCCAGACCAGCAGCACAGGUUCAAGCACCGAAAGCGGAUGAGCAACGGCCGUCUACUAGUACACAAGUGACGACUGCAGCUUGCUCAACAAACAAGGGACUAGUAGUUCCAUCGGUCCUACUGCUAACCGCAGUCGUAAACGUGAUGGACAGAAACAAUCACCCACACCCCUGUCGUGUUUUAUUGGAUUCUGCUUCCCAGGUAAAUCUGAUUUCACAAGGCAUGGCAGACCGUCUCGGUUUAGAUGGAUAUCAUACAAACGUUAGAAUUGCUGCAGUUGAUGGAAUGCUGUCUCGUACUGACAAGGGCAUCGAAGUGCAGAUCCGAUCCAGAUACCUGGACUAUCAGCUGAAGCUCAAUUGCUUGAUAACCAAAAGGCUGACAUCAAAUCUUCUAGUUUCGAAUAUAGACAUCCGUUCAUGGGAGAUUCCAGCUGGAGUUCAACUGGCCGAUCCAUCAUUCAAUUCUACUGGCGGGAUUGACAUGCUAAUCGGCAAUCAAUGGUUCUUUAAGUUACUUUUACCAGGGCGCAUCAUACUUUCCGAAGAGCUUCCUAUCAUAACUGAAACGAAGUUCGGUUGGGUGGUAGGUGGUACACAUUGCAGCGAAGCCAUUCAGGAUAAUGUCGUGUAUUCACAUUCGGUUACGAUCGAGGAACUUUGCGACUCGAUUCAGCGAUUUUGGGAAGUAGAGAGCGUUCCCCAGCAAUUCCAGUCAAGCACCGAAGAGGAUGAAUGUGAAAGGCACUUCAUAGCAACACACCGAAGAGAUGAAACAGGAAGAUAUGUGGUGCAAUUGCCAUUAAGAGAUUCACUGGAGCAGCUCGGAGAAUCCAGAUCGUUGGCACUCCGACGAUUCUUCGGGUUAGAGAAACGUUUUGCCCAACAACCAGAGUUAAAACGGCAAUACGUAGACUUCAUGCAGGAGUACGAAUCCUUGGGUCACUGCAAGGAAGUAUAUGAGAAGAAUGACGCACCAGGGAUGAGAAAGUGCAAGGGCAACGUGCACGGACAUAUCAAGGAUCUAGUGAUUACCAUCAAAUCCGCCGUAGCAGCAGCCGAAUGCGAACAUAUGGCGUUACUAGAGCGAGCUGAAAACGCCGAAAAGGCGCUGAAGUCCACAGUGAUAGAAGAAGCAGAAGCCUGUGAAAAGAAUAAGGGAAACGCCAGGAGAGGAGGAGGAACCGAAGAGGCCCAGGAAGGUCGGUGA